UCGUCUGGCGAGCCUCCUCGGCAGCUCACGGGGGUCUCGCGGAGCCGCGCGGCUAGCGCAGUCAUGACGUUUCUCGAGAGACACAGGCCUGCGAUAGUGGCCGCGGCUGAACGGGAAGACUGCCAGAAAGCCGAUGAUGCCGAAGAUGCGGACGGCCCAGCAGAGGCGGCGCCAGCGGCCGGAGGUGGAGGCGACGUUGGUGGUUCUGGAAAUGCCGAUAACGACGGCAAGGCGGGAGACACCCUGGUGCUGCUGGACACCAUGCUGAUGUCGUCGUACGUGCAGUGCAGCCCCCCGAGACACAGCGCGCUGGUACGUGGUAGAGCGCCGACCUACGAAACCGAGAUAGUUAUGAAGGUUCGCUUGCAGCGGGCGGAGACCGAUGGCGACGAGCAGAGGAGUAUAACACGGUGCGUCGCUCCUUCCUCCUCGUCAUACUCCGGGGGAAGCGGCGGCGGCGGCGGGGGGGGCUGGACCGCGCCGCAGUUCCGUCGGUGGCUUGCCGCCUACCUCCGAGAGCUCCGGCUCUCCUCGGAACCCGCGCAUCGUGCCCUCGUUCCCCGCUCGGUGAAGCCGUUGCUGGAGGCCGACCCCGCCCUCGGCCUGUCCGUCUUCUUGGACGAGAACCGACAAGCAGCCGGCCUGAGCCACCACGGCGGUCUCCUCGCUCAGCGGCGGGUCGGGGGUUCCAGGAGGGCCGGGGGGGCUUCGGCAGACGGGAGACGGGCGGAGGCAAGCCUUGCCCCGCACGACGUGGUGUCGUUCCUGAAGACCAUCACCCCGAGCGAGUCCGGUCGAGCGAACGCAGAAACCUCCGCGGCCGCCACUGCUGCCGCCGCCCAAGCUGAAAAAGAGGGCCAGGCUGUGCCAAUGACGAUCCCUUUCACUAGUGGCAGAGCCCUCGCUGUCGGGUACCUGCAAGUGCUCAUAGACGCCGCUUCGGGUGGUGGUGGGGAAGGCGGGGGGGGUGGGAGGGAGGAGGAAGUUACCUCGGCGCUGCACGACGAGCUUGCGUACUUGCUCAUGGAGGGCCUACUGGUGGAGCAGGGAGCGGCAGCGGAUCGAGGCCAGAGCUCGAGGAGGCUUGGUUCCUCCUCCAAGAAUACCGCGAAGGACAAGAACGGUCUGGCAGCGGCUUACAGACAACGCUUGCAGCUAUUCUUGCAGACGAGCGAGAAGUACAACCCCGCGCGCUUGCUGUCGGUGAUCCCUUCUCACUUUUUGGAGGAGCACGCCUUGCUCCUGUCGAGACUGGGGAGACACGAGGAAGUGUUGCACAUCUACGUCAGACAGCUCAAGAACCGAGAGAUGGCGGAGGCGUACUGCGGACGAAUAUGGGAGAGGUGCGAGAGCGCUGCCAAGGCGAAGAGUGCAGCCAAACAGGGCGCAUCAGCAGGCGAAAGGCACGCCGCAACCGCGACGCCAUCCCCAGAUGAAGAGGUGUACCUUUGUCUCCUGAAGGUGUACCUCCAAGGCCAAAACAAGGCGGGAGGCCACCACCCUGCCCAGAUAAAGGCUGGAUCGCCUUCGAGCCGCAAGGCUUCAGACGACGGCGUCGCUGCUGUCGGAGACGAGGUCGGAGGUCUGGACGAGGCAGUUUCCCUGCUAGAGAGGCAUUUUUCCAGGGUUGAUCCGGUCAAGGUCAUGGCGUUGCUGCCGCCGAGUGUCCCGGUGGCGAAGCUUCUACCUUUUCUCUCGUCGGCGGUCAGGCAUGCGGAGGCAAGGAGGCGGAGCAACCAGGUGACGCACCAGUUGUGCCGAGCAGAUUAUGUCAACGUCAAGUUCGAGCUGAUUCAGCUGCAGGGGCAAGUGAGCAGAGUGCCCGAGCUUUCCCUGGCUUCCUUCCCCCAGCUUGGCACGCUGCUCAGGACUUGUCCUCCCGUCGAGCUCACGGAUCCAACAGCUGACUACGGGGUUGGCUGCAUCAAGCACGUUUUCGAGUCCUUCAUCGUGCUUCAGUUCGACGUGACCAACAGGCUGAGAGACCAGAGGCUUCACAACGUCCUCGUCAAAGUGGAGUGCAGCGACCCGGACCUGUACUCCAUCAAGACCGAGCGACAUUUUCCGGCAUUGCCCCCUCAUGGCUCAGGGUCGUGCUACACCGUGCUCUCGAGGUCGCCGUCUACGAGCGGUGUGGGGAGAGGGAGCGUGGGAGGAAUAGGCGGAGGGCCGUCGGUGUUAUUUAUGUGCGAACUAAGGUUUACGUCUGCCCGCAUCGGUUCCGGAGGAGCGCAAGGGAUCGGGAUGGCAGAGUCGGCGUACGACAAGGGAGGGGGUUUCAUGGAAGAGUACCUGUUGGAAGACUUGGAGCUGUCGCCGGCUGACCUUGGGGAGUGAAGAUGUCGUGCCGAAGCAGAGGGUAUUUUGGUAUCCACGGUCCUGUCUUAUGUGAUGCCGAAUGGUGGAGGUGUGUGUGUUGCGAUGUCGUGCGCAAUGUUUUCAGUCGCAGAAUUCCCCCGGUCGAAUGGCACAUUAGUUUGUGAUGUGCUGCGGCGCGUGCUAUGGGAUGAAGGUUGCAGAAGCGCUGGUUAUGGAGUAGCUCCACCCUCCCUAUCCGUGUCAUGUUGCGUAGUUCUGACACGGGUUUUGUCUGGGGAACAGAGCUUUGCCGCGUGUGGCCUCGGGCUCCGGGCGAGCCAAGGACUUGACGCCUCUGUCUGUGCCCGUGUCCUGCGAACAGUAUUUGGUGGUCUUAGUUCUUGCAGCGCAAUGGAACGAGGCUUGAGAAUAUUUGAGUAUGUGUACAAAAGAGAAUCACGAGAGGCGGACGCGCUAUUUCCACGCAACGAUAACUGUUACUGGUCGAGCAGGGUCAACUGUUUUUGCAACGUUGUCCGGCGCCACGGAUGUCUGUUGGGCUGCGGGGUAUUUUGGAGGUUGCAUGAGGCUAUUAUAGUAACCCACAUUGUUAGUGGUCUCGGGACGUUGCGCACAGUAUAGAGCAGGGCCCCUGACGCCGCGCACAAUAUAGUGCCGUCUCCGCACUUGGCGGGGGUCUGUCUGUUACGAGCGAGUCCACCCGCACUAAACCGGGCACCCGCACCAAAACCAGUACUACUAUCGCGAUCCCUCGACUGCAACCCACAACCGGCGAGACGCGUUUGUGUGUUGUCGUAUCUGCGAAAACCGAUCACUUCGUCUCUUUGGACCCCGGAUGCCACCAGAGAGCGGGAAGAUGUGGCACGUCGGCGGUUG
Messenger RNA from Ectocarpus sp. CCAP 1310/34, 3195 nucleotides. NCBI's taxonomy places the organism in Eukaryota, Phaeophyceae, Ectocarpales, Ectocarpaceae. The record is from the annotation of a GenBank genome assembly.